Molecule: messenger RNA, 947 nt
Organism: Durio zibethinus
Lineage: Eukaryota; Viridiplantae; Streptophyta; Magnoliopsida; Malvales; Malvaceae
Product: ADP-ribosylation factor-like
Molecular function (GO): GTPase activity; GTP binding
Source: RefSeq, a predicted model, not a curated record
AUUCCAGGAACUGCCCUGAAGAAAAAUAAAUUCAUCGAAGGAAUCCAAUCUGGUCAACACGAUAAAUAAAAGAGCAGAGAAACAAACGGAGAGACUCUCCAAGGGAAAUAGAUCAGAUCCUUCUUCCAAGCUCUCCACAAAGUAUUUUGAGCUAGAAAGAGAAAAAAGAGAGAUGGGGCUGACAUUUACAAAGCUCUUUAGCCGGCUUUUUGCCAAGAAGGAGAUGCGUAUUUUGAUGGUGGGUCUUGAUGCAGCUGGUAAAACCACUAUUUUGUACAAGCUCAAGCUCGGUGAAAUUGUCACCACAAUCCCAACCAUUGGAUUCAAUGUUGAGACAGUGGAAUACAAGAACAUCAGCUUCACUGUUUGGGAUGUUGGUGGUCAGGACAAGAUCCGUCCUUUAUGGAGGCACUAUUUCCAGAACACUCAGGGUCUCAUUUUCGUGGUGGAUAGCAAUGACAGGGACCGUGUUGUUGAGGCAAGGGAUGAAUUGCACAGGAUGUUGAAUGAGGAUGAAUUGAGAGAUGCUGUUUUGCUUGUAUUUGCCAACAAACAAGAUCUUCCCAAUGCAAUGAAUGCUGCUGAAAUAACUGAUAAGCUUGGUCUUCAUUCUCUUCGCCAGCGCCACUGGUAUAUCCAGAGUACAUGUGCAACUUCUGGAGAAGGCCUCUAUGAGGGGCUUGAAUGGCUUUCCAACAACAUCGCUGGCAAGGCAUGAGGGAGGAUCAGUGUUUUGGUUGUUAGUAAGACUUGUUGGAACUCUGGCAACUCUGGAGAGGAUAGCUUCCUCUUUAUCCAUGAACUUUUGUAAUGACAGAAUGUUUCUUAGAUAUAAUAUGCGCGUUUGUUUGACCUCUGCUUUUGCAAAUACUAGUAGUUGUAAACAACACUUUAUUACUCCAGCAUGUUGGAAAUGGGAUUUCUUGCUUAUUACUGUUUUUCUUUUA